UUCCAACACCGAUGAUUGCAUUGCGUGAUCCAGUUCUCGCUCAUUCACCCAUCGGCCACGACGACUCUGCAUGACGAUACUUCUAUUCGGAAUCUCGAUCAUGCAUGUCUGGCACAAGCGAUCGUACAAUUUGCACGUCGUUUGGAUAUUACUCCAACACUCGAGUCAUUUAUUGUCGCGAACGAACAAACUUUGCGUGCUGCGAUGGUUAAUGGCAUAUGUUCGUGCCAUACUUUGUCAUCAUUAUCAUUUUUGCCACGCCGAUUGCGAACAGACGACGGCGUGACCCCUAAUAACAAUUCCCUUCGUCCUCGGUUGGCUUGCGCUGCACAUUACUGUCUCGUUCAUCUUUUUUUUAUCUAUUCAUUUCACCUGUCGUCGUUCAUGAAACUCAGAUGUCCUUGGCUGCAGGCUUGGGAGGAAUGGAAAAUUGGAGAAAAGGCCCGGGUGGCUUGGGAUUUCUCCUGGUUCUUAGUCAGUCACACACACUUUUGUGAGGAUAUACAACUCUCCGACACACUAUUUUGUCUCCCUUAUACUGUUGGGUAUUUUCUUGGGUUGAUGGGCUGUGUGGGAGAGGCAGGGGCUUUUGUGGCUUGCGUGUUUUGUAUGCCGACAUCGCAGCGGCGGUAAUGGGAAGCCGCCUGCUCGAGGGUCGAGCAGCGAG
Molecule: messenger RNA, 667 nt
Organism: Colletotrichum navitas
Lineage: Eukaryota; Fungi; Ascomycota; Sordariomycetes; Glomerellales; Glomerellaceae
Exons: 1
Coding region: 205-633 (142 amino acids)
Source: RefSeq, a predicted model, not a curated record